Gigantopelta aegis is the source of this 2150-nucleotide messenger RNA. RefSeq lists its product as uncharacterized. The coding region runs from base 699 to 1094 and encodes 131 amino acids. The transcript has 4 exons. The record is from RefSeq and is a predicted model, not a curated record. Lineage: Eukaryota; Metazoa; Mollusca; Gastropoda; Neomphalida; Peltospiridae.
AUUCCAGCACAUUUUUAACCAACGGUUAUAUUGUAACUGCCACAUUUGGGCUAAAAAGUAUAUAUAUUUUUUAAAAACUCGCUAGUGACACAAUUGUCAAUUAAUAGCAAGGGAUCAUUGAUAUAAGCCUCCAAAAACAGAGAAGUACAUACGAUAAAUAAUCAGAUAAUUAUUGAUGUAAAAUUGACAUCGACAGCAGUGAUAAAUUUCGAAAUACUUUGCCCAACUCAGCUAUUUUAUUUAAAUUAAUGACUAGAAAAUAUAUCAAAGUACACACGAGAAAAAAGUAUAAUCAGAUGGAUGUACGACCAUGUGUAAUGUUGACGUCACGAACAUGACAUUUCACACAGUGCAACCACUUGUCUCAGAUCAGACACACGCACUGUUGGCAUAAUUUAAUUUCAUAAUGGUUUUAUACUUCAAAAGCCAAUAGACUGGACACUAAAUUACUCGUAUUAGGACGUCAUCAUUCUGUCAUUUACCAGAGUUGACGCUACGGUGUUCAUCCAAUGACAAUCGGAAACGUCAUAUUAAACAUAAUUAAGGACAAUUUGUAUGUCAACUGGUACCAACAAACAAGGUGACUUUUGCACACGGCCCCAGUGGUUAUAAACAAUUAGAGGACUUGCCUAUUCCAUCUCAAACGCAGAUCGUCUUCUGACACAAAAGUACGUCUGCUGACAGAAAAGCUAGCAACAAUGUCUGCCCUGUCGUGUUUGCUUCUCCUGGUCGCUCUGGUGUCCUUGGUGGAUGUAGAAGGGAAGCCGCAAAAUAAGAUUGAUGGUCACAAAAUAGUAAUGAGAAACAUCGACAUGGUGCGCGACUUAAGACGGAAAAUUAUCAGCGACGUUCAAGACCGCCGGAAGAAAUCAUCGGACACGCUGGUAUGCAAUUCGUGUCAUGGAACACAGUACACCUGUGAAUACGAAGAAAAAGAAUGUGCUGCUGGGCAACUGUGCGGUUCCAUCUGGGACAACGACAACAACUUCAACUUCAACGGCUGCAUGGAGCCCCAGCUGUGUGACCUUAUCGAGAAGACUGGAGUCACUAGCGUCGCCUGCUGCGACACCGACCUGUGUAACUGGCAGAUCUAAAACCACUUCGAGACAAACGUGACUCUGUACACUUCGAAAUAAACGUGUAACUGACAGAUCUAAAAACACUUCGAGACAAACGUGACUCUGUACACUUCGAAAUAAACGUGUAACUGGCAGAUCUAAAAACACUUCGAAACAAACGUAACUCUGUACAUUUCGAAAUAAACGUGACUGUACAUUUUGAAAUAAACGUGACUCUGUACACUUCUAAACAAACAUGACUGGCAGAUCUAAAAACACUUCGAGACAAACGUGACUGUACAUUUCGAAAUAAACGUGACUCUGUACACUUCUAAACAAACGUGACUCUGGCAGAUCUAACUGUGCAUCAAAAUAAACAUAACACUGUACACUUCUAAAGAAACAUGACUUGCAGAUCUAAACGCACUUAAUAACAAAUGUGACUGUAAACUUCUAAACAAACGUGUCUCUGGCAGCUUUAACCACACUUCAAAACAAACGUGACUCUGUACACUUCUAAAUAAACGUGUCACUGUACUCUUCUAAAAACGUGACUGUACACUUCUAUAUAAACAAAAAACGUGACUGGCAGUUCUAACCACACUUCAAAAACAAAAAUGGACCUAACUCCACUUUAAAACAAACGUGACUAAAAGAUCUAACUCACUUCUAAGCAAAGGUUACUCUGACAGAUAUGUCUACAUGUACAUUAAUUCUAAACAAACGGCGUGACUCGGGAAAGUUCAACUCCACUUAUAAACAAACGUGACUCUGGCUGGUCUAGAUCCGUAUACACAUCUUGACUCUAGAGGACCUCUCAUCGUAUCAACGAAACAAAACGUGACUGUGAGCUGGUAUAAGAUGGGUCUGUGUAAAUCUAAAUAUCCAAACGACUGUUACACUGGAGGAUCUAGCUCCAUUUCCAAACGAUUUGUGAUUGGCAGAUUAAUUAAGUGUCACUUAAAAACAGACAUGACUCUGGUGUAUCUAGCUUUCAAUUCUGUUGUAUUUAAAUGACACCAAAAACUUUAUAAAGGAUAGAGAACAGGGUGGUGAUUCUGAAUUGAAUAAUAAAGAUCAAGGGUCAACAAA